Lethenteron reissneri (Far Eastern brook lamprey) is the source of this 7510-nucleotide messenger RNA. It is a transcript of the gene SNX30, whose product is annotated as sorting nexin family member 30. The record is from RefSeq and is a predicted model, not a curated record. Lineage: Eukaryota; Metazoa; Chordata; Hyperoartia; Petromyzontiformes; Petromyzontidae. Gene Ontology annotation, molecular function: phosphatidylinositol binding. Gene Ontology annotation, cellular component: phagophore assembly site; early endosome. Gene Ontology annotation, biological process: autophagy of mitochondrion; reticulophagy; protein transport.
GAUAUCGCGAUUUCAAAUCGAGUCCAUCGAUUUGAAACACCCUGUAUUUUUUGAGUUUGCAUGUCUCUCCCUCCCCGUGGUCGCGUGGAUUUUUCUCCGGGUCCUCCGGGUUUUUUCCCCCUCUCUCCAAAUCUCGAGCCGGCCAACAUCAAACACAGCGCAAUCUGGCUUCCCGCUAUAAAAUGUGGCGUGAUUGAGGAAUGCGUCGAAUGGCGUUCGCAGCAGUUUGUACGGCCUGCCUAGCGACACCUACCGACUGUUGGAGGGUUCUCGCUCUCCCGCUCUCUCUCCUCUCUCGAGGGACUUUUACGAUUGAACCAAGGAAGCUGAGACGCACAAGCAUAUAGCACUGUAAGUAAGGGGUGUGUGUAUGUGGUGGUGGUGGUUGUGAGGGGAAUGUGACGAGGGUGGCGUUUCGAUUUCCCGCUAUGGAGUCAACGGCGUCUCUGGGCCGCGUCUCGCACCCGCUCUCCGACGACUCUCCACUGUUGGAGGAGGAUGACGACGACGACAUGAAGGAGCACGGGGCCACUGGCAAGGAUGAGACCCACAUGUGCGAGAGGAGUCCCAUGCAGCCACCGUCACCGGCCUCAUUGCUCAACCGUCUGCAGCUGGGCGAGGAGACCGAGUCGGAGCCCACGGACCUCUUUGUGAGAGUAGACAGCCCUGAGAAACACGUCACGGCCAUGGAGACGUACAUCACCUACCGCGUCACUGUGCGGACGACACGCAGCGAGUACGACGGCAUGGAGUUUGUGGUGCGCCGACGCUAUCAAGACUUUGACUGGCUGCGAACAAAACUGGAAGAGACGCAGCCUACGCACCUCAUCCCGCCGCUGCCGGAGAAGUUUGUGAUGAAGGGAGUCGUGGAUCGUUUCACGGAGGAUUUUGUGACGACGCGGCAGAAAGCCCUGGAUAAGUUCCUGAACCGGCUGGCUAACCACCCCACUCUCUCCUUCAGCAGCUACUUCCAUUCAUUUCUCACAGCCAAGGACCUGGCUCUGCAGAGGCGCGGCGCCAGCCUGCUGAGCCGCGUUAGCGAGUCGGUGAGACUCGUGGCCGGUGCUGGCGGACGGCCCAAGGCACGGCCGCCCGAGUUCACGGCGAUGUCCGACUUUGUGGAAGCCUUUGGCCAGAAGCUCGGCACGCUGGAGAGGAUAGCGCAGAGGAUCCUUAAGGAGCAGUCCGAGUACCAGGCGGAGCUGUGCGAGUACGCGCCGCUCUACGCGAGCUGGGCCGUGCACGAGGAGGCGGAGCUGUCGCGCCCUCUGCACGGCGUGCACACCUGCCUCGCCAGCUGCUCCAAGGCGCUGGAGCGGCUCAUGCUGCACUCGAGCCAGGAGGUGCUACCCACGCUGCGGGAGUACUCGCUCUACGCCGACACCGCGCAGGCUGUGCUGCGCAGGAGAGACCAAAUCCAGGCGGAAUUUGAGACCAAGGUGGAGUCUCUGGCAAGCAGGAAAGAAGACAAGGAGGGGUCCGCGGAAGACGUGGACAAGCUGCACGACCGUAUGGAGUGCGCGGACGCCAACCUCAAGGCGGACUGGGAGCGCUGGCAGCGCAACAAACGCAGGGACCUCCGGGAGCUGCUCGUCAGCCACUCGGAUAGGAACAUGCGAUACUACCAGGAGUGUUUGUCAUCGUGGGAAUCCCUCGUCCCACUCUUACAGGACAAACCAGAGGAGGAAAAAGACCAAAAAUCAUAGCCAAGACUUCUCCUGUUGGUAUUUCGGUGCAAUUUGAGUGAGGAUUUACCCUACAUUAUAAUUGUAUUGUUGUUGCAUAUUUGACAGGUUUAUUUCCUAAACAGGGCACCAUGCUUUGGGAAUAUUAUAUUGCCCGUGUGUCUCGUGCAAAAAAAAAAAGAUUUAUACAGAUUAUUGCGUGAUAAAAAACACGCUGGUCAUCAUUCCAUAAAUACGAAUGAGUUGCACAGCUAAAUAAGUUGUCAAACUAUAUUUAUAAGACACGUAUGCAAAAAAGUAACUGGAUGAAAGUGCUUGGAAUUAGUUUAUUGUUACAAAGCUUUUCUGAUAUUCAACAUUUUAUUCUAUUAUUAUUUUCGUAUUCUUGUCUUUCUUAAUUCUCACUAAAUGAUUCCAAAACUCGCUCUUGAAGAAUAUAUACACAGACUCUUCAUAUUCUCAUUCUUGUGUGUGUGUGUGUAUAUAUAUUAUCAGCAUCUGGGAGAGAUAGACUACCGUACUGCCAUCAUGACGUCGCCAGAUCUUCUCCUGUUGACCGAGCGGUGGCUGUGUGCAGUUGAUGCAUGCCCCCCCCCCACCCCCAAUUUGCCCUUUGAAUUGCACCCUCACAGCUGAGUGAUUGGGACCGUCAUCUGCCUGCGAUGGGUUUUUGCUGAAGGGAUUCAAGUGCAACGUAGCCGUGCGAUUCCAAGAAAAAUGAGGUUUUCGGCCUCUCCGCGUUUGUGCCACGUCUUGGCCGCAUUUUCAACGACGCGCGUUUUUAUCCAUUGUCCGAUACACCUGUCCGCGUUUGUGCCACGUCUUGGCCGCAUUUUCAGCAACGCGCUCUUUGCUCCAUUGUUCGCUUCGCUGCACCGUUGUUGCCUAUGCAGCACUCAUUUUUUUUUUGCUCGCGAACACUCGGCCUUUCUAAUUUAACCUCGUCGCUUUAUUUAAUUCUUGAUUAACGGCAGCCAUGAGACUGACAGGAUUUUUUUUUCGCUUUUGUUAAGAAAAUGCCACUGUUUGAAUAUUUGGAGGUUUAACUUUUUUUAAAAGAAUUUAUUUAUAAAAAUAAUUAAAAGAUGACCUUUAAACUGGAAUUUAUUUUUCCCUCCUAUUUUGUUUUCUAUCGGGCAUUGACAUUUUGCAUUCUUAAAUUUAAAAAACAUGUGAAUGUCACCAUUACCAUCUGAUAAUUGUACUCAACAUCAGGUGUAUUGAUGUUUUUGCUUACACUUUUGUGAGAACAUCCACUCAUACGUUCCAUGUGUUUACCGCAGCAGUGUGCUUUCCCUACCACUAUAAUGGCAGGCUAAUUAAAUUAAUUUCUGAUGUCAAAGCACAUUCGAUGCCACAACAUUUUAUUAUUCUGUAGGUGCCUCCGCUUCAGCAUGGGUGUCGAAUGCAUUAUUAUCAUCGUUCGUUCGUGUUCUACGUUGAUGUACUGAGGGUAAUUGUACGUUUUCACCGUCAACGUUUUUUUGACGUUAAAAUUAUUUCCGUAAUGGUAGCUGUUCCGAGGCUGUAAAAUGGCACUGUGAGGAAAGUGAGCUAGAGAUAGGAAUUGGACAAAGCCACUUUGUGCCACGUAUCCGAGGCCAGGAGGUGUCGGAAUUCAGUCGCUCAGACAUGUGAAACCCUUUCAUAGGUGCUUUCACGCUACACUUGUCCAGUUUAUAGAUUUGUAAGCAUGCACAGCAAAUCGGGUCAUUUUUUUUUUUACAUUUGAAUAGCUAUAAAAGGUGCCCCAUUUUUACGCUGCGAAAUCACAAACGAGUGACUUAACAAAUCGAUAAACAUUCUGAGGAGGAGCAAAUUGUAUUUCAGAAGUCAUAUGCUAAUAUCUGCUCCCCACUCACGAUUUUGCUUCAAUGAAGUCCGCAGCAAAAACUGCUUUUCAUCGUUCGGCACGGUGUCCCCGGACAUUUCGCUCCACGUGCUGAGAGCUUUCAGUUUUCCGCUGAAGCUCCCCAGCCCCAUGGAACCGAAACGUCGGACAUAUGCCUAAAUAGCAUGUAGUACAACCCACAAACACAUCGGCAGAGCUAUACGGUCGAACCAUAAAAGCCUACCACAGCUCGGGUUCAUGAGAAUCGGAAUAUUUAUUUGGACUGCAGGAGGAAUCCGAUGACCUAUUAAGCUCUUUCACAGAUGUCAUUCUUUAAUUAUACAAGUCCGAGUUAUCAAGCUUGAGCAAGGCAGCAACAACGACACCAAAACGGUCUCAGACCACACCAAGAUAACACCACACAGCAGUUGUCCCUCAAUAACAUAGCACAUUGACAUUGAGCUAUCGAUACGGCACAGGCACGGAUCAAAGUUGCAAAUGUGACUAUCCAGCGCUGAUCUUCUGCUUCAGGAUAUUUUUCGAAGGAAGAUUUACGAUGCACAGAGAUUGAAAUGGGGUGGCAAUCCACAUUUGUAUGGCGCGCAAUGGGACGAUGGCUCAUUAUUUUCCCCAAUGUGCUUUUUCACAAAGCCAUUCAAGGGCAUUCAGGGAUUUUGAUGUACUUUUGGGACCCGUUCAUCAUGCUGUGGAUACAUCAGACGUAGACUUCAGGCCAGUAACUAGAGUUGACGUUGAACAAAGUUAUUCAGUUGUGACUGCAUACGAAGUUACACUUUUUCUCUUUAACGUUAGUGGAUGGUUGUGUAACCCGGAGUGAAAUUACAUAAUUAUUUUUGGGGACAAUUUCUGUCCCAUUUGUAACAAGAUAAGUACAUCUUUGACUUUAUUUGUCCCACAACUGCAUAUGCAAAUUACGCAUGGCAGCACGCUCAGUCCAACUGUUGCAAUCACGUUACUUUAGUGGAAACCCUCUUCAAUUUCAUUACAUUCCAAGAAAUUCCUGUAUUUUCCACAUUGCACGUGAAAUACAUUUACAUUAUAUACUAGUAUUAAGCUAUGAGUAACACAACUCGGCAAUUCCAUUGAAUCAGAUGACCAUUUAAAGUAGUGACUUGCUUCAGGAAAAGCUGGGAUGGGGGCUUUCCUUCAAGUCAGAUCUGUGAUUCGCUACUUUGUUUAAAUUGAAAGAUUUUUGCUGCGUCUAAGCUUGCCGGCAAUUUAAGAAUGAUCGGAGUUUCUCCAUACUAAUCGUUGGACCGCGGGACAACAUUUUUUGGUGAGAUAGCAGCAUCACCCAAGGGAGCAUGAUUCCACAUACCAGUGAUCAGACUGAAGCCAAUUAUUUGCAACUAGUUAGCAUAGCUUUGGAUUUCACCCACUGCAUACAGUUAAAGUGAUUACUUUAACUUUUCAGAUGACUGGUGUCUGAGCACACACUAAUUGCCCCUAAGCCACAGUGUUCUGGCUCAGGUCAGCUUUGCACUUUGAAGGCCCUUUGCACCUUUUAAUUGUCAUCACAAAGCAUCAAUUUGAAGCAGGCAGAGGGAACCCUGUGGCAAGGUAUUGGUGAGUUGUGUUCGUUAUAAUUCAGGCACUACAUGAGAAGUCUUGACAGAAGCACCUCAGCCGUUAAACUCACUGCACUGUCAUCCUCAAAUAAAAAGUUACAUGAUUUAUUGAGUGAAUAACAAAGCACGAAUAUUAUAUUGGUGAAUCUUUUUAUUCAAUUCGUUGGCUAAUCGAAUAACACAAGAAUAGUUGGGGAUACAAAAUGUGUCUCGCCUCUGUUCCCACGUGUGCUACUGUAUGGGAAGUCAUUGAGGGGGGCAGGGCUGGCAGGGGCCUUGGUGACAUCGAAAUCAUCAGCCGCGUCGCGCUGGGCUUGGCUAGUGGGGGUGGUUUUCCUGCCUUCAGGAGGCUCAGCUAUUAGACUGAUCAUCCCAGCUGUCCAUAGCAUGCUCUUAUAAACGUGUGACCAUGAUUAAUCAUUUUUAUGCAUAACCCCUGAUUGCUUUGUAGCCAUGCUGAGACAUUAUACAGCAUUACCAGAUUACACAACGCACUCAAACACGCCCUCGGUUAUAUGUGAUUGUUUAGCUUUGUGCGCAAAUUGGCAAAGCAGUGUAAUUUUAUUUUUCGCACCGACUUAAUUUCACCAGUUAAUUUGUGGAAUUAUGAAUGCAACGUGCGGUGCGGUUCUGGGUUCAUUUGACAUUGCAUCAAUAAUCGUUUUGCUGCAAGAAUAAGGGAUGUGAAUCUUGUGAAUGAAUGAUGAAUCGGUACAAUUAAUGAAAAAAAAUGCUCUGGAAUCUACCUCUUCAAACAAACUCGUAGAUUAAAAAAAACCAAUGUUCGGUGUGUAAUAAAAUUCUUAGGAAUGCACAAACCUGCAGGAUCUUACACCAACGCGACUUGCAAAGUUUGAAGUACAUGUUGGUAAAACGUCCGUGAUAGCAAAUGCUGUUAUAAUGUAGACACACCGAAAUGAGAUAUCAGUGAUAUGAAGUUGUAGUUUUUAAUUUAAAUUGGUUUGUCUUAGUUAAUUUAAUAGUAGGUUAAUUACAGUAUUAAAGCAUUAAACUGUGCCUUUGUGGUGAUUUUUGAAUAAGACCACAUCACAGAAGCUUUCAAUGUAAUGGCAUAGACAAUUACAGCACUUAUACAAUUAAUGUAAUGGGCCAUCACAACUGCUAAACGGUUUCAAUGUCAGUUUAAUGUCAGUUUAAUAAAAAAAAUCUACUUUUUGUAGAAAAUGAAAAUUAGUUGGCAUGCCACAUGAUUAGUGGUCUAAAUCAGAGAGAGAAUGUGACCUCCAUUCACAGACAUAUUGGUUGUAUCUGUAUUUUUUUUAUUAAUAGGUGUAAUGUCAAUCCUUUUCACGUUGCUCUCACGUCACAUGUAGACAUUUUGAUGUCAUCCAAUGCUGCAUAAUUCAACAGCAGUUGCCCUCUGGAAAAAUAACUGGCUCCUGCUAUAGAAAUGUUGUGAAGAUUAUAGGAUUGACUUGGUCAUAAAUAUAUUUUUUCCAUUGUCCAACCGAGCUGUGGCGGGGCCAGUUGCCAAACCAGCCCAAAAUGGGUCAAAGAGUUGCCAGGUUGAUUUCCUGCUACAAAACUCCGGGGUCGUGUUAAUGCGGGUCACGUGUUGUAAGUGACUCGGGAUGCACGUAAACGAUAUCACAUGAUACAAAUGUAGAUAAUAAACCUCGUGCCUGGCCCUGCUUGGCCCCCGAGCCAGAUUCAGAUAUUUGGUAAAGGCGAGCGCAUUGCCGUUUGGUCCUGGCUCGUUGGUAGGGUAGCCAAUAGUAAAACCACCUGUGCCACGUGUGCUCUGUGCUAGCACGUCUCGGAUGAACCAUGGAAAAUGGGUGCAGGGACUCCUCAACUUACGAACGAGUUAGGUUCCAGAGGUCUGUUUGUAAGUCGAUUUAUUCAUAGGUCCAACUUUACUUCUGUCUAUUUCAAACAUGUCUGGCAUGUACACUAAACACAAGGAAUGGCUUUAAAAGUUGUGUAAUUUGUGAAUGUAGAUGACGCGCCGGUUCUUUAUUUUCGUCAGAUAUAGAUGCCACCACCACCGGCGCACCGUCUAUUGCGCCGCGGUUGAACUUACGACUCUCAGUUCGACCAGGCAACUGGACAUAUGAAUAUUAUGAGGUUUGUUACUAUCUCUGAAAGUUUGUAAGUCGAAUGUUCGUAAGUAGAGGAGUCCCUGUAUAUAGGCGACGAGAUACGAACUACUGUUACACCACAUUCUACCCAUUAAUACCCACUAUAGGGCGUGUGUUUGUAAUUGAAUUUAAACAACAAAGUCUGUGCCUGAUAUUUGCUUCAUAUGUUGAGUGUUUACUGUGGAAAACUGAACUGUUGAUUGCAAUGGUACCUUUCAGCUUUGUUUUAGAUUGUCGAACACUACCGUGCCUUUUUUCAGGCUGCCUCAUCAAAAUUCGCAGAAUUAAGUAAACAAAAUGUAA